This is a messenger RNA of Eurypyga helias (sunbittern), 1707 nucleotides long. It is a transcript of the gene TMEM209, whose product is annotated as transmembrane protein 209. The transcript is spliced from 15 exons. The record is from RefSeq and is a predicted model, not a curated record. The coding region runs from base 1 to 1707 and encodes 568 amino acids. Gene Ontology annotation, cellular component: membrane. Lineage: Eukaryota; Metazoa; Chordata; Aves; Eurypygiformes; Eurypygidae.
AUGCUGACUAUUUCACCGUUGAAUCAUUGUAACAGUGCAAAGCAGAGAAUGGCACCACAGCAGAGUCCAGCACCUUCCCUCAUCGACCAGACCAUCAAGAUGAGGAAGGAGACUGAAGCCCGGAAAGCAGUCUUGGCCUGGGGACUCCUUAAUGUGUCUGUUGCAGGCAUGAUAUAUACUGAAAUGACUGGAAAACUUAUCAGCUCGUACUACAACAUCACCUACUGGCCGCUCUGGUAUAUUGAACUUGCACUUGCGUCUCUGUUCAUCUUGAAUGCCUUAUUUGAUUUCUGGAGGUACUUCAAAUACACAGUGGCACCGACGAGCUUGGUCAUGAGUCCUCGCCAGCAGAUCCUGCUGGGGUUGCAGAAUAUGGCUGUACAAACAACGCCACCACAUGAGCUGGCAGCAGAGAAAGUCCUGUCUUUGACGCCUUCUCCGAUCCAGGGUCAGAGCGUGCUGAAUUACAGCCCGUUCCGCUCCUCCAGUGCCAGCCCAAAGUUUGCUACCAGUUACAUCACAGGGUACAGCCCUCAGUUCCAGGCUGUGUCGAGCAGCGGCGUUGUAACCUACUCACCGAGCAGCAGCCACAGUAAGGUUUCUGGCUUCAGCCCCUCUCCUGGUGGGUCACAGCACCCCACGAAUAUUGGACCAAUGGAAAGCGGCGGGCUGAGGUCUCGUUACCGCACUUCAAUGUAUAAUUCUCCUGCUGACAAAGACGACUUUUUGACAGACCUCAAGUCGCUGGACAACUUCCUUCGAAAUGAAGAAGAGAAACAGCACAGAGUUCAAAUAGGAAGUUCAGAUUCCAGCUCUCCUUCCGGCAGCCCAACUUUUUGGAACUACAGCCGUUCCAUGGCAGACUGCGCACAGAUGCUGAGGAAGUUCCAGUAUCAGCUGGCUUGCAGGUCCCAGGCUCCAUCCCUACACAAGCACGAAGCUGAUCUGAGCUCAAAACAAGCUGCAGAAGAGGUCUGGGCACGGGUGACAAUGAACCGACAGGUCCUUGAUCACAUGGAUUCCUGGACCGCCAAGCUCAGAAAUUGGAUUCAUGGGACUAUCCUCGUGCCGUUUGUCCAAGAGAUGGAGGCUGUGAGCACUCAGCUGAGAAGAAUGGGCUGUCCGGAGCUGCAGAUCGGCGAAGCCAGCAUCAGCAGCCUGAAGCAGGCAGCGCUCGUGAAAGCUCCGCUCAUCCCAACCCUGAACGCUGUAGUGCAGUACUUGGAUCUUACACCCAACCAGGAGUAUUUGGUGGAACGGAUCAAAGAGCUUUCCCAGGGAGGAUGCAUGAGUUCCUUCUGCUGGAACAGAGGAGGAGAUUUCAAAGGCCGCAAGUGGGACACCGACUUGCCCACCGACUCCUCUAUCAUUAUGCACAUUUUCUGCACUUACCUCGACUCCCGGCUGCCACCUCACCCCAAAUAUCCCGAUGGCAAAACCUUCACUUCCCAGCACUUCAUUCAGACUCCAGAUAAACCAGACACUUCAAACGGAAACGUGUUCUGCAUCUACCAGAACAGCAUCAACCCACCCCACUACGCGCUCAUCUACCAGCGCCACGUCUACAACCUGCCCAAGGGCAGAAACAACAUGUUCCAUACCUUGCUGAUGUUUCUGUAUAUCAUAAAGACCAAAGAAUCCGGGAUGCUGGGGCGUGUAAAUCUGGGUUUAUCGGGAGUCAACAUUCUGUGGAUUUUCGGAGAGUAG